UGGCUGGCGCAGCCCAGCCUCCUGCCUCCAGCUUGCCUGCCUGCCUGGGAGUUUAAGAGCCGCCCCCAGAGGCGGCCUUCCUCCAAGUCAGGGAUUCCCGGAGGGCAGACAGAGGAGCAAGAGCCCAGCAACACCACUUGCUCCUGAGUUGCCCAGCGGAGGACGCAGCCUGGAACUUCCAUGUACUCAGAGAUCCAGAGGGAGCGAUCAGAUAUUGGGGGCCUCAUGGCAUGCCCAGAGCACCGAGAGUGGAACCCGGAGCUCAUCAAGCCCAAGAAACUGCUGAACCCUGUGAAAGCCUCCCGGAGCCACCAGGAGCUACAUCGAGAGCUACUUAUGAACCACAGAAGGGGCAUUGGUGUGGACAACAAGCCAGAGCUGCAGCGAGUGCUGGAGCAUCGCAGGCGCAACCAGCUCAUCAAGAAGAAGAAGGAGGAGAUGGAGGCCAAGCGGCUGCAGUGCCCCUUCGAACAGGAGCUGCUGAGGCGGCAGCAGAGGCUGAACCAGCUGGAGAAGCCUGUGGAGAAGGAGGAGGACCACGCCCCCGAAUUUAUCAGAGUCCGGGAGAACCUUCGAAGAAUCGCAACUCUGACCAGUGAAGAGAGAGUGCUGUAGAGCAGGCUGCUGGGGAUCCAGCCCUCACCUCCCACUCCCUCUGCUGCCAAUCCUCCCUUGCAGCCCUCCAGUAUCCAGCAGCGCUUGGGACACCUGUGAUGUUUGCUUCUGUCAAAAUGCAUCAUCCCCGAGGGACUGGCCCUCCCUGAGAAGUUUGGGGCCCUUCUAGGCUUCCAGGCAUUUUCAGAGCACUCACUCCUCCUGCUCCCAGUGGUUUCUGAGCCAGGCAGAGGUCUUUUUCUGGAAGAGUUUGGGAGGGACAGAUGGGCAGCUAACCAAGCAAUCUAACCAAGCAAUUGGUCCAGUGCCACUUCCCUGGCCCUGAGUUCAGGGGUGCACUGGGAUGGCUCAAGUGCAGCUGCCUGGGUGAGAGAAGGCCUCUAGGACCUCCCCCCCAGAAGGGAAGAGUCCUAAGUCCUCAGCAUUUGCUAACCUUUGCCCCGCACCCAUGCACCCAUGCUUUGUGUUCCUCUUCUCCCUACCCAGUCAGUGACCACACCUCCGCAGUCCAGGCUGCAGCCUUCCUGCUUCCAGGAGGCCUAAACUCUACUGUGCCUAUGAAUCACUGCAGGGCUUUAAAAAAGGCAGUGGGGGGUCGGGGGAACUGUGUGACUGACACCUGCCAGGCUGCUGGCUGGAGCACUAUAAGGUGAGCAUUGAGGCUAGAGUACCCAGGAAGGAUGAUGCUGGAUGGCUGCCUUGCCUGGCUGACCUCUUCCCUACUCCCUGCACCCCCACCCCCACCCCAGCUCUGCAGCCCCCAGGGUCCUUCCCACCCCACCAAGCCCCAGGGACCCUGUGCCCUGGGAAGGCUCCGGCUGAGAAAAUUGCAUGGGUGGGUUCUGCAAAGGUUGUUUUCACCCAAGAUGUAUAGACUUUACCAAUCUGUUUCUCACCGCAUUCUCAUGAUGCAGUUCUGGCCAAAAAAUUAAUAAUAAUGAUAAUAAUAAAUGAAAAAAUUGAAGCCAUUUCCAAAAAAAAAAAAAAAAAAAGCAAUGAACAACUUAACAGUGAUGUCCAGAAGGUUCCAGUCAUGUAAGUGGAGGUUUGCAGACUUGCCAUCCCCCUUGCAGACUGGCCCUUCUGAGCUCCUCCUUCCAGCCUCUGCCCAUGUGAGCUGCCCCAGCUCCAGUGGAAGCACUUUCUUCCUGGAGAAUGCCUUCCCUCCUAAGACCCAGUGUUUCCACCUUGUGUGCCUACCCUGUUAUUCAAGAUUCAGAAAAUAAACCAGGCCUUUUUAAAAAAAAAUUAUUUAUUUUAUGGAAGAGAGAUAUAGAGGGAAAGAUACUCAGAAGACAGACUAGAGCACUGCUCAACUUUGGCUUAGGGUAGUGCUGGGAACUGAACCUGGGACCUCAGAGCCUCAGUCAUGAAAAUCUUUUUUUUUUUUAAGUCUUUUGAAUAACACUAUACUCUCCCCAACCCUGACCUGUCUCACCCCCCCCAAAAAAAAAAAAAAAACACCCAGGAAUGAAAGCCCAGCCUCCGGCUUUCUAAAACCAUCAUUUCAAGUAGCAGGGCAGCACUAGAAAGACUUUCCAUCCAGGCAGUGGUGCACCUAGUAGAGGAUACAUAUGCUACCAUGUAUGAAGACCCUGGUUCAAGCCCCUGCUCCCCACCUGCAAGGGGGGGAAGCUUCAUGAGUAGUGAAGCAGGGCUGCAGGUGUUUCUUUCUCUACCUCUCUCUAUCACUAUUUCUCUCUGUCUCUAUUGGAUUAAAAAAGUAAAUAAAAAUAAGUAUAUCCAUUGCCACCCCAGAAGUAGCACUGCUAGGAAAGAAAGGGAGGGGGAGGAAAAGAAAGAGAAGAAAGAAUUGUUCAUAUUUGCACAUAUAUGCAACCCAGGUUCCGAGUCUGGCUCCCACCACACUGAAGGAAGAUUCAGUGUUGUGGUCUCUUUCACUCCCUAACUCUAUGCUUCUUUGAGAAAGAGGGGUGGGAGGGCUUUUCUGUCCAACCUCCCCACUAAGUGCUGCCACUGAGUGCUGUCUGGUUCUCAGAAGCAAAGGGUGGAACUUCGAGGAGGAAAGGGAUCACCUGAUCUCCCUGUAGCUGGGCAGUUAGAGUUGUGACCUGAGGUCCUGUGACAAGUGCCAACAUGUGAGUGCCAAUGCAGAUGUUCUGCCUGUGCCUGAACAUCUUUCUGUGUGUCUCUGUGUAAGUUGAAUUCCAAUGUGCCCCUGCUGGUGAGAGUGUGGAAAUGUCAUUGUAAACAGCUACCAGGUGAGAGUGAGGCUAAGAAUGCAGUCCCUAAAGACCACCAGUCCUCCCAGAGGAGGUGUGCUCAGGGGUCUCUCACUCAGGCACGUGUAGAGAAAGGAGGUAGCAUCCAGAAUACAGUGGGAUACCCACCACGACCCCCAGGCAGUACCCAGGCUUCCUCUCAGUGGCUCCAGGGUUGCCUCACAAAGGAGCAAGUCAUAGAGAACAAAGGUGAGAAGAAGGAACCUCAAAUGCUGUGUCACCCCAUGUCAAGCCAGGCCAGAUGCCUCAUUUCCUCCCCAUUGGUGAAUCUCAACUCUUCCCUAGUCAGUUUUCACUGAGGUAGUACAGGUUGUGAAUCCAGAUUCAGACUAUUCCAAUCUCCUCUGCAGCUUGAGGUGACCAAGCAUAGACAGUGAAGUUUAAGAGGAUAUUCACAAGGGCUUCUGGAAGGCUUUUUUUUUUUUUUUAUAAAAGAGACAAACACAGCUAACAUUUCUUUACCCUCCCUUCUUCAUGCCUGGGUUUAUGAUGCCUGGCACCAUAGCUGCCAUCUUUCUACAAUGAGGAAAAAGCCAAGAGACUCAUAAGUACAUUGGCACCUAGACAUCAUAUGACUAAACUAAGGCCAGCAGCCAUCCUCCUCCAGAACUCUUGUGGAUAAAAAUAAAACCCUCUUUGUUUGA
Molecule: messenger RNA, 3502 nt
Organism: Erinaceus europaeus (western European hedgehog)
Lineage: Eukaryota; Metazoa; Chordata; Mammalia; Eulipotyphla; Erinaceidae
Gene: FAM107A
Product: family with sequence similarity 107 member A
Exons: 4
Coding region: 181-615 (144 amino acids)
Biological process (GO): regulation of actin cytoskeleton organization; actin filament bundle assembly; actin filament polymerization
Cellular component (GO): synapse; neuron projection; stress fiber
Source: RefSeq, a predicted model, not a curated record